UUUGCAUUGUUUCCAUAUCAAGUACAUGUUAACGAACAGACGCAAUCGGAAGUUCCAAAUAAUUGUAAUGGAACACAACACACUAAAGAUCUCUCAGAUUGGAUCGGGUUUGAGGCAAAACAACAGAAUGAUCAAUAUUUAUCCAGGUCAAAGAAAAUAUGUUCAAAUAAUGAGAAUCCAGAUUAUACAAAUAGUAAUAUGAAUAUUAUCAAAAGAUUUGAGAGGAUGUUAAAGACCGCUAAUAUGGAGUCCAAUCAAUAUUAUAAUUUAAAAAGGUCUGACAAUUCAAAAUGGAAUGAUUUUUUAAAGCAAACUAUAAAUGCAACUGUACAAUUGAUAAAACUUUUUAUCGAUGACGUAUUUACUCCGAUUUUAUCAACAGAAGAACAUAAAAUAUACACACCAAGAUUUUUGGAUGAAAUUGCCGAGGAAAUUGAUGUUCUUGAAAAUAAAAAAGAUUCAUUAUUCUCUCGAAACCGUUUUAAAAGAAUAUUAAUACCGAUGCUGAUUGUACUGAAGUUCUUCAAACUGAAACUCUUGAUAUUUUUACCGAUUAUCUUAGGUUUGGUUUCAUUCAAAAAGUUCCUUGGCUUCUUAGCUAUUGUAAUUCCAAGUGUCAUAGGAUUAUUGAAACUCUAUAAACCAGUGGCACAAAUAUACCCACCUCCAAUAUAUUUGCCUAGUGGAGUAGGAUUUCCACUUGAUCAUUACAAGGGUAGUCAUGGAUCUAUUCAUGACAAUGGUUUACUUCAAUAUGGAUCACCAGAUUAUCUGGAUCAAAAUAAACAUAUUAGUGAUAAUGUGAAUUAUGGACAGAAGUUAGCAUACCAAGGCUAUGAAGAUUAUCAAAAUUAA
This is a messenger RNA of Ceratosolen solmsi marchali, 855 nucleotides long. RefSeq names its product DUF1676 domain-containing protein Osi2 (gene Osi2). Lineage: Eukaryota; Metazoa; Arthropoda; Insecta; Hymenoptera; Agaonidae. The coding region runs from base 199 to 855 and encodes 218 amino acids. The record is from RefSeq and is a predicted model, not a curated record. The transcript is spliced from 3 exons.